UAAGGGGUUAUAGUGGGCGAAAAAUGCGGAUUCGAAUUGACUAAUAGCUAGUUCGUUCAUGUGUGACCCACAAGGCAUAGGUACCUUGAACAAAGGAUAGACACUGGAUUAAUAAAGACCAGAUAAAUUAUGUGAUACGUGUACAAGUACUACAAAAGAAUAAAAGAAAAUUCAAUGCUGUUCACCAAAAUGGACUUAAUAAGAAAUUGUAUUGCUGGAGCACUGAUAGCAUUUGUUUUUGGAGCCGCUUACGUUUUUGAGGCUAGAUUGAAUGGCGUUAUUAAGGAAGUAAAUAAACAAAAUAAAGAGUUAUUGUCCCUUAAGUUGAACCACCAAACGAAAGUAGAAAAGUUGGAAAAAAUAACUGAGGCCAAUGCCAAAGAGUUGGAAACACAAAAAGCUGAAUUCAGAAAUCACAUUAAGACUCUAGAGAAAAGCAUUGACGAAAUAAAAGAGAAGAAACAAAAAACAGCAAAAUCUGGAUGCCCAGAUGGGUGGCUUUCAUUCAAAUCGAGCUGCUACGUGUUGAUACAUCAGAAGAAACACUGGGCAGCUGCUCAAGACUUUUGUUUAGGCCAGAAUGGUUAUCUUGCAAAUAUUGGUGACGCAUCAGAAAACCAGUUUCUCCGAGAACAGCUUCAAUUACAUGGAAAUCAAGGUUUUGAUCUACCAUAUAACUCCUACUAUUUUUGGGUCGGAGCGACUGAUGCCAUGGUGGAAGGAGAUUGGAGAUGGCUGCCAAAAUUAGAUUAUGUAGUUUUCAGUGAUUGGGCGAGAGGAGAACCAAAUAAUCAGGGAGAUCAAGACUGUGUGGAUCUUGAGUACGGACGUCAAUAUCAGUGGGAUGAUGAUCGGUGUAACAAUUUUAGAUCCUUCAUUUGUGAAAGAGGACAACUUGAGUGAAAGAUUUUCAAGCAAUGUCUCUUUUCCCCAAAUGUAAUGGAAUAUGAUUAUACAGAUCGGUUGCUUGCUCAAAAUCAUUCCAACCCAAUGUUUUAUAAUCAAAAUUAUGGGCCGUCAGGACCCCUAUCUAUUGAAUGAAUUUUUAAUUGAAGCUUUGUUUAUUUGUUAAAAGUGGCUAAGUUUUUUUUUUACUAUGUGUCAGUCAUUAUGCAUUAUAUCAUGAAUAAAUUUUAUCAUUAUUUUAUUAUACAUUAUACGAAUAAAAUUUUUCUUCAAAGAGCAAGAGCCACUUUGGGCCUUAUUUGGCCCUGAGAAUUUCUGAAAAAUCAAAACCGCUCAGUUUAGGUAGCAACUACAGCAUUUAUCACUUGGAGUGUUGGUGACCACGUAUCUAUUAAUCCUGACGUAAUUUUCUUUCUAGUCAUUACAUUAUGACGUCAUAAAAUGCGUACAGGGCCAUUUUAUGCAUAAAGUGAACCUAGCUCUUUACCCAUAGAAAAGCCUAUAGACUGCGAAC
Molecule: messenger RNA, 1420 nt
Organism: Saccostrea cuccullata (small rock oyster)
Lineage: Eukaryota; Metazoa; Mollusca; Bivalvia; Ostreida; Ostreidae
Product: perlucin-like protein
Exons: 5
Coding region: 175-903 (242 amino acids)
Source: RefSeq, a predicted model, not a curated record